Drosophila eugracilis is the source of this 1271-nucleotide messenger RNA. RefSeq lists its product as uncharacterized. Gene Ontology annotation, cellular component: membrane. The record is from RefSeq and is a predicted model, not a curated record. The transcript is spliced from 5 exons. The coding region runs from base 45 to 722 and encodes 225 amino acids. NCBI's taxonomy places the organism in Eukaryota, Metazoa, Arthropoda, Insecta, Diptera, Drosophilidae.
AUACCUGCGAAAACAUUGUCACACUUUGAAAGUUCAUUUAUAAAAUGCCUGAUUUAGAAUCAUUCAGCUUGAGACUGAGCACCUGCAAGAAAUUAAUGUAUAUUGCCUGGUUAAUCAAUUUUAUACUAGCCUUUGCGGAUAUAUAUGUUUAUUAUACAAGGCUGAAGAAGCACAUGGCUUGCUGGGGAUGUUUGUUCAAGCACUAUAUGACCUUAGCGAUUACCUUUUCGUUCCUGAUGAUCCCACUACUGAUCCUGGCCAUACCCUUGGUAUAUUAUCAUGUAUCCAGUCACCUUCGAAUUUACACGACUGUGCUCUUCCUAGUCACUUGGUUGCAGAUGAUGUUGACCAUUUUGUUUACCCAGGAGUACCAAGUCGUAAACGAUGUCUUUCGAUUGUGGUUAAAUGGUCAGAAUUUGGAGUUCUUCGAAAUCAAUUCAGAGUGCUGCGGAGUGUUGGGAUAUGGAGACUACACUCUGGUCGAGAGAAGGAUCCCCGACUCCUGCUUCAAGGAUUCCAUAAGAAAGCAGGAGAACCUCUACAAGACUGGCUGUGCCUUUCGCUCCCUAAAGCCCCCAGCAGCGCAUGUAAUCCAAGUGGUAUCGGUCAUAGUCCAGUUUUUGUUGGUAUUGAUUAUUGUGCUAUUCCUGGUUAACCUACACCGGGCCCGGAACAAUGCCAGCAAUUCAGCCGAAUCCGUUGCCACUGCAAGUGAAACCUAAAGAUUCAUACGAAAUUGGGAGGUAAUCCUAAAGAGAUGAACUUAAGGGUUACUUGCCAACUUCGAAUGGGACUUAAGCAGCAGAUUUUCAAGCGAAAUUCAAUUUCUGAAUUUCGAUCUGCAAUUCACAUUGCCCUGGGAAUGGGUAUUUGCUAACGGCGGGCGAGACAAAUUGGAUGCUGUUGGUGGCUCUCAUCGUCAUAUUUCACGGACUGCAAUCAAUAACGAUAAACACUUGAGUCGGAAAUCCAAUGUCCAGAUUCUCCUGUCCAAGCGGCAUGCAUAUGGAUGAGCCAAUAAAGAAAUCAACAAAGCAUGCCAGGCGAUUGAAAAAGUAUUGCAAAUGCCAAGGGGACAGCCCGGGUAUACGGACACGGAAUUGGACUCCAAUCCGGACAAUAUGCAAAUGCAGCUAAGCAGAAAAUAUUCAAGGACGAUCCGAAAAACAUCCCCCAUCCAGCCGGACGAGUUUAUAUUCAUUUUGAUGUCCCUCUCGCCUUGCGCAUAAAUUUUAUUGUUGUCAACAUUAAAUUCUAGUCGUGGAAAACAA